UGUUGUUCUUUCACAUGCUAAGAGCCACCAGAGGGUUGGGCGAAACCAACAGGGCUCCGGGCAAAGCAGGCGAGUUCGUCAUUAGAGCGAAUAGCUCGCUCAGAGGGAGUGGGAGCCGGAGGUGGAACAGAUCCAAUCAGAGAGUCCUAUCAUGCCAGGACCAUGCCUGAGGUGCUUUCAUAUGCAAAUAGAGAGCGGGCAGGCGGCUGAGCCCAGCCACUUGCUGGGAUCCAGCUGAAGAAGAAGCCUGGAGAGGGUGAGCGGAACAAAGCGGGUGUGUGCGCCGGUGGCGGGAGUAUUAGCGCUUGUUCAAAGAGGGGACGGAAAAGGAAACCAACACUCUAGGCAACGGACUGCACAAUAGACAUCGUCGUCGUCGGAUCUCCCGGGACGCUUGUGGGCAGCUGGAGAUUUUUCCGCCUGGCUGAAUAACUUGAUGAGUUGUGGGGGGCUUUGUGCUUCCGGCAGUCACUCCAGAGGGAAAUAUUUUAAACCCACUAACAAUGCGCCGGCAGAGGCGUUACCUCCUGGCCAUUCCUCUCCUGGGCGCGGUGGUUUUCGUUGUGCUGCACAAGGGUGAGUUGCACCGGUCAAAAAAAUAUCCCCGGCAAACGAUGUGUCACGAAAGCUACCUGCUGAGUCGAGCCUGUGAUGCAUUCAUCGAACAGAAAAAAGCUUUUGUUUGGGGAAAUCUCCUGAAAACCUCUCGGGGGAGUUUUACCUGCAGUGAGUACUUAAUGCACAAUCACUAUAUAACCAGCCCUCUCUCUGCAGAAGAAGCUGCCUUUCCUUUGGCUUAUAUCAUAACUCUGCAUAAAGAAUUUGAUACGUUUGAGAGGCUCUUCAGGGCUAUUUAUAUGCCCCAAAAUGUUUACUGUGUCCACGUGGAUGAGAAGGCAACGGCUCAGUUUAAGCAAGACGUGGAGACAUUGUUGAACUGUUUCCCCAAUGCGUUUAUUGCCUCAAAAAAUGAGCCAGUCAUUUAUGCUGGAAUAUCCAGACUUCAGGCGGAUUUGAACUGCAUGAAAGACCUGCUGGAAUCAGGAGUUCAGUGGAAGUACCUGCUCAACGCGUGUGGACAAGAUUUCCCCUUGAAAACCAACAAGGAAAUAGUUCAGCACUUGAAAGGCUAUAAGGGUAAAAAUAUCACUCCUGGGGUGCUGCCUCCUGCCCAUGUGAUUUCAAGAACCAAAUAUAUCCAUAAGGAGCACAUAGGGACGGACUCCUCUUACAUGAAAAAGACCAAUGUAUUGAAACAGUCCCCACCACACAAUCUGACCAUCUACUUUGGCUCUGCUUAUAUCGCCGUCACAAAGCCAUUUGUCGAGUUCAUUCUCAAUGAUCAACGUGCUAUUGAUUUAUUGGAGUGGUCCAAGGACAGCUACAGUCCAGAUGAACACUUCUGGGUAACACUCAAUCGGAUACCAGAUGUCCCUGGUUCCAUGCCAAAUGCAUCCUGGGAAGGUAACCUGAGAGCUAUCAAGUGGAACGAUAGGGAAAGCUUUCAUGGAGGUUGUCAUGGCCAUUACGUCAGAGGCAUUUGUAUAUAUGGAACAGGUGACCUAAAGUGGCUAUUUAAGUCUACAAGCAUGUUUGCUAACAAGUUUGAACUCAAAACAUACCCACCCACUGUAGAAUGCCUGGAACUGAGGCUUCGAGAGAGAGCACUGAACCAGAGCGAAACGCAGGUGAAACCAAGUUGGUACUUUUAACAACUCAGAAUGGAAAUAAAACUCCAGCUGCAAUAGCUCAGGAAGAAUAGCCUUCCCAGGAAGACUUUUCUUCUGGAACUUCAGUACGGGUAGUUUGUAAUGUCUUGAGUGGAAGGUUUGAGUGCAGAUCAUACAACACUGGAGAGACCAAAGAGAAGGCUGAGGAAAUGGUUCUGUUGGCUUUGCUGUAUUUGCACUUUUGGCAUGUGUGGCUAGACAGCAGCUUGCUGACUUGUGCCUGGCAAUAAUGUUAUCGCUAUCAUGUUCUGUAUAUUUAUAUGUAAAAAUCACGCAUCCCUAAAUUUUCGUACGGCAACAUAAAAUCCAGAGCAUACUAAUGAGGAAGAGUUAUCCUUCUUUGAAGGAAACAACCACCAUCAACAAGAUCUUAAAGUAAAAUCCAGGUGCACAGUUUGAUGACUUCCAUACAUACAGAAACAAGAAGCACUGA
Messenger RNA from Chelonoidis abingdonii (Abingdon island giant tortoise), 2163 nucleotides. RefSeq names its product glucosaminyl (N-acetyl) transferase 2 (I blood group) (gene GCNT2). Gene Ontology annotation, biological process: transforming growth factor beta receptor signaling pathway. Lineage: Eukaryota; Metazoa; Chordata; Testudines; Testudinidae. The record is from RefSeq and is a predicted model, not a curated record. Gene Ontology annotation, cellular component: membrane. Gene Ontology annotation, molecular function: acetylglucosaminyltransferase activity.